Messenger RNA from Manis javanica (Malayan pangolin), 1673 nucleotides. The record is from RefSeq and is a predicted model, not a curated record. NCBI's taxonomy places the organism in Eukaryota, Metazoa, Chordata, Mammalia, Pholidota, Manidae.
AGGGUUGGGCGGGGAGAGGGACGCUCUCGGGAGGUGAGGCCCCGUGCCCCGAGCUGCACGCAGGCACGCCACUCUGAUUCGCGGAGAAUCGUGACGGAGGGGAUGCUCAGACCCAACUCCCAGGCUCCUGGUGCAAUGCGGCCAGCUCCACAUAGGCAGUGAUUGUGAGAAGUCGGGCUCUGGCUCCCCGGGGGAGGUGCUGGGUCCCAUCCAAGUAUCACUUGAUGCAGAGGAUUUUAGGUGAGGGAGGAGAGUGUGUACUAGAUGAAGGGAGCCGCACAUGAAAAAGCCAGGAGGCAGGUGAGAACACAGCCAGUGUUUGAAAACACAAAGGAGAAGCAGGCCUGGGUGGAAGGAACAGAGGAGGAAGGCCAGAGAAGAGGGCUUGAGCCCUGGGGGUCACCCUGUGUACACCAUCUGUUCUCAGGGUCCCCUAAAGGGCCUACUGCCACUCCCCUCCCCAGGUCCCUGAGGACUUCAUCUCCCGGGAGCUGUUUGACACAGUCCAGGUGUACAUCAUCACCAAGCCAGAGCUGCAGAACAAGCUCAUCACUCACAGCCAUGGAGAAGAAACUGAUCGGCUGCCCUGUGUGCAUUGAGCACAAGAAGUACAGCCGCAAUGCCUUGCUCUUCAACCUGGGCUUCGUGUGUGAUGCCCAGGCCAAGACCUGUGCUCUUGAGCCCAUCGUCAAAAAGCUGGCUGGCUACCUGACCACACUGGAGCUCGAGAGCAGCUUUGUGUCCACGGAGGAGAGCAAACAGAAGCUGGUGCCCAUCAUGACCAUCUUGCUGGAAGAGCUAAAUGCCUCAGGCCGAUGUACUCUGCCCAUUGACGAGUCCAACACCAUCCACUUGAAGGUAAUUGAGCAGCGGCCUGACCCACCUGUGGCCCAGGAGUAUGAUGUGCCCGUCUUUACCAAGGACAAGGAGGAUUUCUUCAACUCACAGUGGGAUCUCACCACACAACAGAUCCUUCCCUACAUUGAUGGUUUCCGCCAUGUCCAGAAGAUCUCAGCUGAGGCAGAUGUGGAGCUCAACCUGGUGCGCAUCGCCAUCCAGAACCUGCUGUACUACAAUGUUGUGACACUUGUGUCCAUCCUCCAGGUAGGUGAGUCUGCAGUCUGGUACUCCAACGUGUACUGCCCGACACCCAAGGUCCAAGACCUGGUAGAUGACAAGUCCCUGCAGGAGGCAUGCCUAUCCUAUGUGACCAAGCAAGGGCACAAGCGGGCGGGUCUCCGGGAUGUGUUCCAGCUCUACUGCAGCCUGAGUCCGGGCACUACUGUGAGAGACCUCAUUGGCCGCCACCCCCAGCAGCUGCAGCACGUUGAUGAAAGGAAGCUGAUCCAGUUUGGACUCAUGAAGAACUUCAUUCGGCGACUACAGAAGUAUCCCGUGCGGGUGUCUCGAGAGGACCGGGGCCACCCUCCCCGCCUUUACACAGGAUGCCACAGCUAUGAUGAGAUCUGCUGCAAGACAGGUGGAGGCAGGCAUGAGCUACCACGAGCUUGAUGAACGGCUGGAAAACGACCCCAACAUUAUCAUCUGCUGGAAGUGAGGCUGGCGGGGGCUGGAGCGACUGUCUCCUGCUGAGCCCGUCCUGGCGCUCGAGGCCUAGUCCACACUGUCAAGAUGCAUCCUAGCUUCUUAAAUAAAGUCAUCCAUCCUUUCAA